AUGAACCUCAAGGAGAGUGCGGAUGCGGCUAGGCGCGUUGGGGUGCAACCACCUAGGCUCGCAAGCUUCAAGCCGGACGAUUGGGUGUCGCUAAGAGACGCGGUGGCUCUCUACGAUACCACCUACCUAGAGCAUGACCACGCCUUCCGUCUCAUCCUCCCGCAAAAGAAGCAGUACCUCUUCCAGGUCAGCUCGGAAGACGAGCUGAACGAAUGGAUGGCACUUAUCAACUACGCCGCGAGCUUCAAGACCGCCGGCGUGCGCAUGCGCUCUGCGGGGAUGACAAGUCGCCAGCUGGGGCUCGCCGCGCUCGCUGCAGCAGAGUCGCACGUGCGCGAAGUGAGAUCCGUGAGCGGUGCCAGUUCGCCCGCCCACCUCAGCAGAGUCGUGUCACUGGACGAUACCCCUCCGACAGCAUCACCAGGAGAGCUUACACCCGUCGAGUCCGGGACGGACAGUGCUACUGCCGUGUCCAACUCACCUUCCUUACCCUCGCUCCCAGAUCCGGCAGACCAGCUGGAAGCAACUUUCAGGGAGAUCAAAGCAGAACUAGCGGCUAUUCGGCCCGUA
Molecule: messenger RNA, 570 nt
Organism: Dacryopinax primogenitus
Lineage: Eukaryota; Fungi; Basidiomycota; Dacrymycetes; Dacrymycetales; Dacrymycetaceae
Exons: 2
Source: RefSeq, a predicted model, not a curated record